AGACGCCCAAGAUGGCCCCUCUGUAGCCAUUUUGGCUCAAGCCGUUUCUCCUCGAGCCGCCUUCGUAUUUGGGCUUGGGCGUCACCAGCGAGGCACCUGCCCAUAUCAAGGUGUGAUUGUGGCUCGCCGUGGCGUGACAUAUACCGUGUUGUCUUGUCGGCGCUCGUGUGCGAUUCUGCUUAGACUGCGUUUUCUGCCCAUCUGGUUGAUCUUGUAGCGAGGGGGAGCUGGUCACUCAAGCGCGCGACUAGUCGUGAACACGACGCGAGGAUGAGCGCUGUUGGCAGCGAGUCUGACAGCGACGCCAAUGUGAGAAUGAGGCACGCACUGGGCGCUGCCAAGCUGGAGACGGAGGACAGCGAGUCCGAUGGCGGUGCCGACGGCAAGGUCAAGUCGUUCAGAAGUUGGUUCGAUAUGUUGUAUUAUUUGGGCUCCCAGACUUCGGACACGUCACGUACGAUUGAUGACAGCAUCAAGAAGAGAUUGACUGGCAGGUAUGAGAAUGUUAUGAUCGUGUCGGCUCUCGUGUUCACUGUUGCCGCAGAGGGCUUGAUGGAACCAUCCGAUGCCAUCAUGAACGCAGACAGCUGGACGAAACUUUGGUUUGGUAUCCUCAUGGGUUUGGCGUUCUCCUUUACUUUGGCAUCGGUGCUGUAUGCUGCGGUGCUGCUAGGCGUAUCGCAUAUAUUGCCUAUAUUCUUGUCGAGGUGGUUCUUUGAGAACACCGCGGGAAUGCAGAAAGCACCAAUGCUGUUUUUGGGGCUAGGAUGCACGUGCCUUGGAUUAGCUGUGUCGCUGCUCGCGGAACUGAAUUUUGGAGGGUUUACUGCGUGCGUGUUGUUGUUGAUGUUGGUGAUACUGGGGAUUUGGUUCUUUGUCAACCAUGCGCAUGUGCAGGGCGUGCUGGGUGAUCACAUGCGGGAAGAGCACGGCGUGGAACCGCCAUAGGUAUGAGCGAGGGGCCAUGCCUUUCGAAGGUUUGUGAAUGUUCUCUGGGAGCUGCACCCACCUCUCCCCCUUUGGCACGUGCUGUACUGUGAGCAUGUCUAGUUUGCCGUUGUUUCAUGUCUCUCUCUGCAUAUCUUUCCCUUCUCCCCCUCUAUCCCACACUAUCGAGCUCCUCCUGUUUGUCUCUCUUGUCUCUCCCGCCCCUUGUCUGUCCAGUUGGCGUUCGGCACGCGACGCUUCGUGAUUCCCCUUUUGAGGGUAGAUCGUCGUUUGCCGCAGUUUCACUUGUCCGUUUAAAGCCCCAGAGGUGCUUGUCUGAUUGGGACAUCAUGGCACCGCACUCUGUGGAGAGAAAA
Molecule: messenger RNA, 1304 nt
Organism: Prorocentrum cordatum
Lineage: Eukaryota; Dinophyceae; Prorocentrales; Prorocentraceae
Source: the annotation of a GenBank genome assembly